GUGGCCACGGCUAUAAGGGUGGCCGACUGGCGGGAAAGCUGCCGAGUGUGUUGUGACCCGUUACCGGACCUCGAUCCAGACGUAACGAUGCGUUCUAUUGGAGUUACGAUCAGUGCUGCUGGAUGCAUGCUGCUGUUGCUGGCAGUAGGCGGUACGCACUGUGGAACUGCCAGUGUCAACUAUGCAGAACCCAACAAGAACAUCUGUUCCCCAUACGAAGUGCUGAAGUCAUCGGAGCCAUGCUGUGAGCCUACAUGUGAUGACGACUGUUUGCAUGCGAUCUGUCGUCGUGCACCGGAUGCCGCGUCCGUACCUACGUGCGUAUGCCGGCAGGGAUACGUGCGCCACGAUGGGUCCUGCAUAAGGAAGGAAUCGUGCCCUCCCCGAGCCCCCGUAACCUACGAUUCGUACCGUCAGCAGAAGAACCCAUACUAUCACCGCCCUACACCACGUCCUAACUCGGUGCCAAAAUCUUGCGGUGCGAACGAACGGCUCACCCACUGUCGGCCAGCCUGCGAACCGACCUGCGAGAAGGACUGUGCCGGGGUGAAACACCCCCAGGUGUGCCACCCGGAACCGUGCUGCGUGUGCAAGGAGGGCUACGUACGCCACAACGGUCGCUGCAUCAAACGGUGCGACUGUCCGAAGCGACCGCCCUUCCUAUCCGGACGCCCCCUCUCGGGCGAGUACAUUGAUUUUGAGGUCGUCUCGCUCGAGGGUCUGAAAUCGGACGAAGAUUUUGGCUACAAACCGAAGGCCGAGUUCCGCAUGCAGAAACCAUCACCACCACGGCUGCCGGCGUACGAGCACAAAAAGUCACUCGGUAUGGCACCGCUGUACCUGCGUACGCUCGGUAGCGCAUCAAACUCGGCCCAAGCGUCAUCGUACGAGCGCGCUGCCCAUACGACCGAACGGCCAGCCCUCUAUCCACCGCUGUGCGCUUGCCAUGCGACGAAGAAAAUGCACCCAGCCACUCAUAUGCCGCCGGCCAUGCAGGACACUCGCUCGUACGAGAGCACCGAGGAAGACUCGGACAUUGUGCCGUACGCACCGCUACCGACCGUCGGAUCGUACCGGCAGUCGCAGCCGGCCAAGAGCCUUUUCCCACCGCCGAGCACACCGUCCGCAACCGUUGGACCGUACUAUAUGCCAAGGAAAACGAUUCCAGCACCACCGCCACAGGUACAUCGAAGCGAUCUGAACGAACCGCUGGAUCAUUUCUGCGGCUCCGGACAGCAAAGCUCGGCCGCACAGGAAGAGCAGCCGAAGAAGCACCCCACCAUUUGGCCACCGGUUAGCAAGCACUGUACACGCUGUGGCUUCCGGCGCCAUUAGACGGUGCACGGGCAAUCCAAUUCACCCUCACCCUCGUUGUAAACUACCUUACUGCACAAUAAAUUAUUAUGUUCGCUUCAUUUUCAAAAAUAA
Molecule: messenger RNA, 1428 nt
Organism: Anopheles arabiensis
Lineage: Eukaryota; Metazoa; Arthropoda; Insecta; Diptera; Culicidae
Exons: 2
Coding region: 88-1335 (415 amino acids)
Source: RefSeq, a predicted model, not a curated record